This is a messenger RNA of Ochotona princeps (American pika), 2099 nucleotides long. It is a transcript of the gene PLK5, whose product is annotated as polo like kinase 5 (inactive). Gene Ontology annotation, biological process: regulation of cytokinesis; protein phosphorylation; mitotic cell cycle. The record is from RefSeq and is a predicted model, not a curated record. Gene Ontology annotation, molecular function: ATP binding; protein serine/threonine kinase activity; protein binding. Gene Ontology annotation, cellular component: spindle pole; centrosome; cytoplasm. The transcript is spliced from 13 exons. Lineage: Eukaryota; Metazoa; Chordata; Mammalia; Lagomorpha; Ochotonidae. Bases 160 to 1998 code for a protein of 612 amino acids.
CCUUCCUCAAGCUGGCCGGGACCCAGCAUCUGGCUCCGCCUCCCCACCAUAGCAGCAAAUAAGAAGCGUCCCCGGCAGUGCGCGGGCCUCAGAGCCGGCUGCACCGCGCAGGGGUCGGGACUCCUGGGUACGCCAGUGCCCGUGCUGUACCCCGUCGGGAUGGAGCCCGGGCCGCGCCGGCGGCGACGCGGGAGCCACCAGGUGGUGGCAGCGUUCCUGCGCGACCCGGGCUCGGGGCGCGUCUACAAGCGCGGGAAGCUGAUUGGCAAGGGCGCCUUCAGCCGCUGCUACAAGCUCACGGACAUGUCCACCAGCACCGUGUUUGCCCUCAAGGUGGUGCCCCGCCGUGGGAGUGGGGCUGGGCAGCUGCGUCCGCUUGGGAAGGUGGAACGCGAGAUUGCCCUGCACAGCAGCCUGCGUCACCGCCACAUCGUGGCCCUCCAUGGACACUUUGCCGACAGCGACUACGUGUACUUGGUGUUGGAGUACUGCAGCCGCCAGUCCCUGGCCCACGUGCUCAGGGCACGACAGACAUUGACAGAGCCCGAGGUGCGUUACUACCUGAGGGGCCUGGUCAGCGGCCUGCGCUACCUGCACCGGCGGCGCAUCGUGCACCGGGACCUGAAGCUAAGUGAGCACCAAGGCAGGGGCCCUGGGGGACCAGAGGACAGGUGCUGCGACCCCAGCCCUCACCUAACGCCCCCCCCCACACCCACAGGUAACUUCUUCCUGAACAAGAACAUGGUGGUGAAGAUUGGAGACCUGGGUCUGGCUGCCAAGCUGGGGCCAGGGGGCCGCUGCCGCAGAGUGCUCUGCGGGACCCCAAACUUCCUGGCCCCCGAGGUCAUCGCCAGGAACGGGCACUCCUGCCAGUCGGACGUCUGGGCUCUGGGCUGCAUCAUGUACACCGUGCUGACCGGCACCCCCCCUUUCAUGGCCGCACCCUUGUCGGAGAUGUACCAGAACAUCCAGGCUGCCCGCUACCCAGAGCCCUCCCACCUCUCACCCACCGCGCGCCGCCUCAUCUCCCGCCUGCUGGCACCCGACCCGGCCGAGCGGCCCAGCCUGGACCUACUGCUGCAGGAUGAUUUCUUCACGCAGGGUUUCAGUCCAGACCGGCUGCCGGCCCGCUGCUGCCACAGUCCGCCCAUCUUCGCCUGCCCCCAGCCCCUGGGCGGGCUGCUCCGGAAGGUGGGCCGACUACUGCUGCCCCAGUGCGGGCCCCCCUGCCCCUUCACCUCCGAAGACGGGCUGGACCCUGACUCCAUGGAGUGGGGCAGCCAGGUAAGAAACCAGUGUCCCUGGCCCCUUCCGAGCCCUUUCCUACAUGCAGGCUCCCCUGAUUCGGCCCUUCUGGACCCCUCCCUCCUGGGACCCUUGGUGCUGGUCCGGAAGCUCGUGCCAGCUCCCCAGGAACCCCCAGGAGAACAGCGGCUCCUGCUCUGGGCCCCCCUGUGGGCGGAUGACUCCAGCAAGUAUGGCUUCGGCUACUGGCUAUCGGACGGAGCCAGCGCUGUCCUGUUUCGGGACGGCACCCACUUGGCAUUGCGUCCCUCCAUUGGCCGAGUAUGCUACGUGCCACACCGGGGACAGCUGGAGAUGUUCGCGCUUAGGGACGUGCCAAGCCCGCUGGGCGCCAAGCUGGCCGUGCUGCGGCUCUUCACCUGCACUAUGCAGAGGCGGCUGUGGGAGCAGGGAAACCUACCCGCAACUUCGCCAGCACCUGAACCCGGCCUCUGCCUGUUGAGCUUCUUUGCAUCCCAGCAGGCACUGCUUCUGCUGUUCAGUGACGGGACCGUGCAGGUCAGCUUUGGCGGGGGCCAGGCUCACAUGGUGCUGAGUGGCCAAGGCGAGGGGCUGUGGCUGACUCGCUGGGAGCAGGGCCCACCGGGUGCCUGUUACUCGCUGGACAGCCUGAGGCGUCACGGCUGCACGCCAGCCACCCGCCAGCAACUGUGCCAUGCGCUGCACCUGCUACAGAGCACCCAAGGCUCCUGAGAGGGCAUCCCGCUUUGGGCAGGGAAGUGCUGGGAGACAGCUCGGAGGGACACUCAGGCCCGGCAGGGACGCCUCAGACAGUCUUGUGCUCUUCCAUUAAA